Ostrea edulis (European flat oyster) is the source of this 1609-nucleotide messenger RNA. Its product is annotated as protein pelota-like. The transcript is spliced from 12 exons. Lineage: Eukaryota; Metazoa; Mollusca; Bivalvia; Ostreida; Ostreidae. Gene Ontology annotation, cellular component: cytoplasm. Gene Ontology annotation, biological process: nuclear-transcribed mRNA catabolic process, non-stop decay; nuclear-transcribed mRNA catabolic process, no-go decay; ribosome disassembly. The coding region runs from base 288 to 1334 and encodes 348 amino acids. The record is from RefSeq and is a predicted model, not a curated record.
AGUAUACGUUGCACCAUAAGUGGAAAGAAUGACAGAGUCGCGUGUGGAUUAUAGACAUAAAAAAAAUGAAUGAAUAACCUCCAGCCUGACGAUUCUACUUGGCCAACAUGAAGUUGGUAUCAAGGGACAUCGAUAAAUACAACGCAGGGUAAAGAUUGUUUUGCAUGAACUUUACAUGAAAUUUUAAUGUGACAUUACAGUGUUUGAUAAAUAGAUGACAAUUUUUUAGAUGUGUAACCCUCAUUCCGGAGGAGGCGGAAGACCUAUGGCAUGCCUACAAUCUGAUAAUGGUCGACGAUACCAUCCGGUCCACGACAAUCAGGAAAGUCCAGACGGAAUCGGCCACCGGGAGCGUCAGUGUCAAUAAAGUCCGGACGACACUGACCAUUAAGAUAGAGGCCAUCGACUUUGAUACUCAAGGAUGUGUACUCAGGUUGAAGGGGCGAAAUAUUCAGGAAAACCAGUAUGUGAAGAUGGGUGCCUAUCAUACCCUAGAUUUAGAAGUAAACAGGAAAUUUACUCUAGGAAAACAGGAGUGGGACAGCAUAGCACUGGAGAGAAUAGAGAUGGCCUGUGACCCUACGCAGCAUGCUGACCUGGCAGCCGUUAUCAUGCAGGAAGGUCUAGCCAACGUUUGUCUUAUCACACCAAACAUGACAAUAGUCAGGGCUAAAAUAGAAACGAACAUUCCACGCAAACGCAAAGGAAGCUGUACCCAGCAUGAUAAGGGUCUGACAAAGUUCUAUGACCAGAUUGUGCAAGCAAUAUUACGCCAUAUCAAUUUUGAAAUUGUAAAAUGUGUUUUAGUGGCCAGUCCUGGUUUUGUAAAGGACCAGUUUGUGACGUACAUGAUGGACCAGGCUAUUAAAAUGGAGUACAAGAUCCUUAUUGACAAUAAAUCCAAGUUUGUAAUGGUUCACUCCUCCUCAGGAUUCAAGCAUUCUUUAAAAGAGAUUUUACAAGACCCAUCUGUUUCCUCCAAAUUAUCAGACACAAAAGCAUCAGGAGAAGUCAAGGCUCUUGACGAUUUUUACCAAAUGUUACAGAAUGACCCCAAUAGAGCUUUCUAUGGGGUUAGGCAUGUAGAAAAAGCAGUGGAACUCCAGGCAGUUGAGAUCUUGCUCAUCUCAGAUGAACUGUUCAGAGCCCAAAAUAUCGCUCAACGAAAGAGAUAUGUAAAAAUUGUGGACACUGUGAAAGACUGUGGAGGAGAGGUGAAAAUCUUUUCCAGCAUGCAUAUAUCAGGAGAACAGUUGGGACUCCUAUCGGGGAUAGCUGCAAUUUUACGAUUUCCUGUUCCUGAUGAUGAAGAUGAAGAUUCAGAUGAUGAUUGAUGAUGGCUUUAUGAUUUAGGAUAUUAUUUUUGUACGCCCCGUAACCUCGGUGAAGGACUUCCUAAUAAAGAAGUCAGAAGACGAUAGUCAAUGUUGUGCAAAAAAUCUCAUAUUGUGUUUCUCUGGAAAGAAAUACUGAAAACAGUUAAUGCUGAAAUAUUUUUGUUGAAUUUUUAACAGACUUGUUGAAUUUUUAACAGACUUGUUAAAUUUUUAACAAAGAAAGAUGUAAUUUGUGAGUAUCUAUUUAUUGUUAUUAAAAUAUGUCACUCAAA